Messenger RNA from Diaporthe batatas, 2274 nucleotides. RefSeq lists its product as uncharacterized. The record is from RefSeq and is a predicted model, not a curated record. The coding region runs from base 201 to 1682 and encodes 493 amino acids. NCBI's taxonomy places the organism in Eukaryota, Fungi, Ascomycota, Sordariomycetes, Diaporthales, Diaporthaceae. The transcript has a single exon.
CAACCACCUCUUUAAGCCAUUUUGCUUUGUCCCCACUUCAUCGGAAAUUGCAUCCGCCGCAUCGAUUGCAUGUCGCAAGGACGGCCUCGCCUCGAAACGCCUCGACAACGCAUUUGCGCAAUGGCAUGUGAACCACAAGGGCCAUAUUCGACUACAUAAUAAAACUGGAACCCUCCCUCCGCCCGCCCAAAGCGCGAACCAUGUCGGCCCCGACGGCCACGGCCACGGCCACGGCGCCGGCCACGUCGUCCGUGUCGGGCGCCAUGGACGGCUCGCCCUCGGACGUGCUGACCGCCACGCCGUCGUCGUCGCAAAAGGAGCGGCACUCGCUGUCGCUGGACCAGCGGCGGGCGCUGCGGCGCUGGGCCAACUCGCAGUCGGUGCGGCCCUCGCACAAGGCCUGCAUCGAGUGGUUCGCCAGCCAGUACGGCAACACCAUCAGCCAGUCCACCGUCUCGCACUCGCUGUCGCCAAAGUACGCCCGCCUCGACGGCGACCCCCAGCUGUCCGGGUCGCGCCUGCGCUUCGGCAACUGGCCCGACGUCGAGAAGCUCGUGCUCAUGUGGCACCACAGCAUGGUCGCCAGCGGCCGCCAGCCCACCAACGAGGAGCUGGCCGACAAGGCAAAGUCCAUCUUCCAGCAGCUGCCGCGCUACAAGGACGAGCAGCCCCCCGAGUUCAGCCCCGGCUGGAUCCACCGCUUCAAGAAGCGCUACGGCCUCCUCAUCCGCCGCCAGCGCAGGCACGGCGCCGCGCCCCCGCCCCAGGACGACAUCCCCUACCUCGUCGACGCCAUCCCGCGCUUCAUGUCCGUCGGCCCCGACACCAGCCCCGCCGCCAUCCGCGACUCGGUCCAGCGCAUCGUCGGCGUCGAGCCCUCCCUCGCCACCUGCGCCCGCGUCAGGGACGAGGCCGUCCGCAGGCUCGAGAACCCCGGCCUCAACCACAACGGCCAGCCCAACCACGCCGUGCUCGACACCACCCCCGCCGCCGCCAGUGCCGCCGCCAUGGGCCACCACCACCCUCCUCCCCCCGCCAGUGCCGCCGCCGCCCACCACCACCACGGCGCGGGGGGCCCCGGCGACGCCUACGGCGAGGAGGACCCCGAGAUCGUCCUGCAGAACGCCCUGCACGCCCUGCAGCAGGAAGAGGCCGACGCCGAGGCCGAGGCAGCAGCCGCGAGGGAGGAGCGCGAGAUGGCCGAGAGGGGCCUGCAGGCACCACCUCCCCAGCACACACAGCAGCAGCAACAACAACAACAACAACAACAACCCCCUCCCCCGCCCCCGCCCCUCUCGGCGAUGGGCGCAAGCCAGUCGUACGCGCAGCAGGCCGCGGGCGCGGCGCUCGCGACGCCUGUCAGGAACGGGGUCGCGCAGCCCGUGGGCGUCGGGGUGGGCGGUGGUGGUUCCGGCGGGAACAACGCGGGCGGCGGCGGCGGCGGCGGCGCCACCCCGAACGGGACGCCCGUGGGCGGCUCGUCGUCCUCGGUGCUGGCGCAGCCGCGGUACUCGGUGGGCGGCGGCGGCGGCGCGGACGAUCUCAACCUGACGCCCAUACCGUCCAACGGCCCCAUCUCGACGACGGACAGGCCCAUGCGCUGUCCCUUUUGCAUCAACCAGCGCAUGCUGCGGACCAUCAAGGAGGCCGUCGAGCACAUGGCCACGCACGUUGUCGUCUGAGGGGGGGGGGGGGGUUUCCCUGGUGGCACGCGGAUGAAAAGCGUCUUGUCCUGCUGCUGCUUAGUUUGUCCCUACGGAGUGAGUUGGGAGGGGGGAAGCGGACAAGCGGCACCAUUCCGUCAGUUACUCACAUAUGCAUACGUGCCCACUUCCGGACCUACAUAUGGACUCGGGCGCAUCUAUCCGCGGCGGCGGCGGCGGCUUGGGGGAAAGGGUGGCACGGAAUCUAAAGUUCAGGAGGCGAAGACAGCAGGCAGACAGACACCGCUGUGCUGCUGCUGCUGGACCUGGGUGUCACUGGCUUCCUCCCGCUUGAUCACUCUCACCCCAAGCCAUCCAGGCCCAGGCCCAGUCCCAGUCAAAAAUCAUCUCAAUUCGUCCAAUGUACAUAUUACAUCACACCCACCUGAUUUCUACUCAAGCCUUCUUACUCUUCACAUAUGACGAAAUCACACCAAAACAAUUCAACAAAACGACGCCACGCCACUAUCAUCUUCGGGAAUGGCGGGGGAGACUCUGGCACAGGUAGGCAGGGAGGCAGGCAGGCAGGGGGAGAUUUGUCGGGGGCGUUUAUUUGGUCGUUGCUCCGCCG